AUGGCCGACAUUUCCAUGGGCAGCAACCGGAGCGGCUCAAGCACGAAGGAAAAAGCGCGAGCUUGUGCCUACUGCAACAAGUCGAAAACGAAGUGCAUCUGGCCUGGCGAACCGGGCGUUGGUGCGUGUACACGAUGUGUUCGUUUGCGACGCCAAUGUACUGUGCCUCACCACGGUGAAAGGCGACGGCGUGGACCGUCCACUCGAGUCGGCCAACUGGAGGAAAAGAUCGAUGGCCUCGUUUCACUGCUGAACGCUUCGAGACAAAUUCAACAACAGUCUUCGGCAGCAGAACCGUCUUCCUCGACAUCUGAACUCCAACAGGCGACGUCGGCGGCGUCAGCCCAGGACCGGUCAUCGGCCUCGGAAUCCUAUUGUAUACUCCCCAUGAGUUGUAUCCACGUCAAUGAUGGACACCUUGGAGAUUGUGCUGGUCAGCAUGCACAGGAUUGCCUGCCUCCGCACCAUAACGCCCUCCAGACUCCGACUUCUACCGUCCAGACUUCGUCUCCAGCGUCUGAGCCUACAAAGAGCUACAUACCGCCAACGGCAUAUGUCGAUAUCAUUCCACAACCAUACGGCUGCCUGCGCAUAACCAUGGGUGAGGCAGAACGCUUGCUCAAGCUGUACCAAACCGACUAUCAUCCUCGAUUCCCUUUUGUGCCCAUCCCACGGAAUACAACAGCGCAAGACCUCUUCCAGAGGGCACCAUUCUUGUUCCGGACCAUCCUUCAAAUCGUUGCCCCACAGACCGCCGCUUUGCAACGUGGUUUCACCGUUUGGUUUCGUGAGUAUAUUGCAACCCAUCUGGCAGUUGGACUGGUAGUAGAUCUGGGCCUCAACAGCCACAAACCCUCUAAACAUGUCGUCAAUGGUGCAAACCAAUUUGUGGAAGAUGCGAGACGUCUCAGCGGCUUCAAAGGACGGCCGGCUCAUACACUAGAAGAUAUGCGGGCCUAUCUCGGAUGCUUCUAUGUCAGUUCACUCGCUGCGGCCUUAUUUCGACAUAUUCCCGUGAUUCCCUGCUCCAGCUACAUAUCCUUUUGCUGUGAAAAGAUCGAGACAGAGGCAGAGUACAUGGAGGACACGUAUCUGGUAAUUCUCGUUCGAAUGCAACGCAUUGUUUGUAGGAUUCUGACGGUUUUCCCGCCUCCUGACUCGGAUGGGAGCGGCACCAUGACCUUCUCAGCAGCCGCACACAUGGCCAUGACAACUUUGCGUGCUGAUCUGGAGGACCUCAAAAUGCAAGCACCAAAGCACCUCUGGGACAACUUGUCUUUUGAUAUUGCGUUCAAAGGCAUACUCGCCAGGCUAUACGAACCCGUGAUAUACAUGACAUCAUCGUCAGUUUCCUCCGUUGACGGCAUCCGAAAGUCAGAAGCAAUGUGGUGCUGCCUAGAUGCUGUCAAAGCAUCAUUGGAUGUGUACGCCUCAUACCCCGUAGCGGACCUCAGUUAUCUACCCUUCAACACCUACUGUCAUAUGACAUUCGCCCUGAUAACCGCCGCACGCUUGGUCAUAUUGCAAGAUCCGGAUUGGAAUAACAAGCUCGCCGGCGAGAGCCUUGACUUUGCCGGCAUAACGCAACGCCUCAGUGAGCGGUGUGAUCAGGCGGACAACGUGGCCAUUGCAGAAGAAUGGCGUCGAAAGCGCAAAUACGUCAACGAUACUCUGUCAGUAAUGGCCAUGCACCGCGACAAGCUCCGAUGGAUUCGGUCGUGGUAUCUCUCCAAGAUUGCCGCGCCCAAUCCUGCUGCUACUGGAAAUAAUCCGCUGGAGCCCCAGCCGGACUCACAAUACCAGGGACAAGCAAUGCCAGCUACCGAGAUGAUCGCAGACCCCGGGAACCCUGCGCUCGCUGAUGCACUGACGCCGAUGUCAUUCCUAGGCGACGAUUGGUGGCAAACAAUGAUGGAUGAUAUGAGCUUUCUUCAGCCAUAG
Messenger RNA from Sordaria macrospora k-hell, 1941 nucleotides. The record is from RefSeq and is a predicted model, not a curated record. Lineage: Eukaryota; Fungi; Ascomycota; Sordariomycetes; Sordariales; Sordariaceae.